CGCCUACCUCGGUCUGGCGAUGCCGCUGCUGGUGGGUGGUCGGCGUGUACGGUUGCCACGGUCCGCUGCAGAGCUCGUCCGAGAGCACCCUUCUCUGGAGGAAAGAGCCAGACUUCUCAGAGGUCAGUCUGUUCAACAAGUGGGACCCCAGGGCCUUCUGUAUGUUCAGCAAAGAGAGCUUGCAGUGACCACCCCAAAGGAUGGUUCCAUCUCCAUUCUGGGUUCUGAUGAUGCCACUACUUGUCACAUUGUGGUCCUGAGGCAUACAGGUAAUGGGGCAACCUGCCUCACACAUUGUGAUGGAACUGACACCAAAGCUGAAGUCCCCUUGAUAAUAAGUGCCAUAAAAUCCUUUUCUGAUCACACUCAGUGUGGAAGGCUGGAAGUGCACCUUGUGGGAGGCUUCAGUGAUGACAGGCAGCUGUCACAGAAACUUACUCAUCAGCUUCUUAGUGAAUUUGACAAACAAGAUGAUGACAUUCACUUAGUGACAUUAUAUGUGACGGAAUUAAAUGACCGGGAAGAAAAUGAAAACCACUUUCCAAUCAUUUAUGGCAUCGCUGCCAACAUUAAAACUGCAGAGAUUUACAGAGCUUCCUUUCAAGAUCGUGGUCCAGAGGAGCAGCUUCGUGCUGCCAGAGCUUUAGCAGGAGGCCCGAUGAUUAGCAUUUAUGAUGCAAAGACAGAACAACUUCGAAGGCCGUAUUCCUGGACGCCAUUUCCACAUGUGGAUUGCUGGUUGCAGCAAGAUGACAAGCAAAUACUAGAGAAUCUUUCUACUUCUCCUCUGGCCGAGCCCCCCCCCCCCCACUUUGUUGAACAUAUUAGAUCGACCUUGAUGUUUUUUAAAAAAUUCCCAUCUCCAGCAAAUAUACUAUUUCCUGGAAAUAAAGCUCUCCUCUACAAAAAAAAUGAAGAUGGUUUAUGGGAAAAGAUCUCUUCAGGGAGCUAACAUCAAAGUUAGCAAAGAACACAACUUUUUGGCCUGAUAGAGGCCAUUGGUGGUUUAGAAUCUACAUCUGCACAGUUUUACUUCUUCCUUGCUUACUGUCUUUCAAAAUAAAGUCUUAUUUUGGCAAA
Molecule: messenger RNA, 1080 nt
Organism: Phodopus roborovskii (desert hamster)
Lineage: Eukaryota; Metazoa; Chordata; Mammalia; Rodentia; Cricetidae
Product: protein N-terminal asparagine amidohydrolase-like
Biological process (GO): ubiquitin-dependent protein catabolic process
Cellular component (GO): nucleus
Molecular function (GO): protein-N-terminal asparagine amidohydrolase activity
Source: RefSeq, a predicted model, not a curated record